Molecule: messenger RNA, 531 nt
Organism: Capronia coronata CBS 617.96
Lineage: Eukaryota; Fungi; Ascomycota; Eurotiomycetes; Chaetothyriales; Herpotrichiellaceae
Exons: 1
Coding region: 1-531 (176 amino acids)
Source: RefSeq, a predicted model, not a curated record
AUGUUGACCUCGACGAAUCCCGCCGUCACGGCCUACAAAGUCUUCCACCUCUCCCAGAUCAAACUCGACAAAGAGUGUCGUCGACCGACCCCCGACCUCCACCGCAUUGUCGCCCAUGCCGCCAUCGUCGACAACAUCCGUCGCUGGUCGCGAGAAGUCGCCGAGCCCUCCGAAACAGUCCUCGUGGACUCCGAGUCAGAUACAGAUUCCGACCCCUUCGAAGAUCCCAUCGAGGAUGAGGACGAAGACGCUGUCAGGUUAGGCGAAGUGGCCAUCUACGACGACGAUGACGACGAGACGGAUUACCAAUACCAUCAAUCUGAGAGUGAUACCGAUCAUGUUCACGACAUCCAACUCGACCCUCUUCAAGACUCUGAAGACCAUGAGUCCAAGUCCACGAUUCCCAGUCCCAACCGCCGACCGCCUCCUCCACCAACCGCUUCGCUGUACAAAUACAAGAGCCAGAGCUGGCGCCAAACGCGACCGAUCUUGGUCAAGGAGACUGCUGUCGAGGUCGACGAAGAUGAUUGA